AGGGCUCAUUCGAGCCAAGGUGUCUAGGUUUUGAGACAAAGCCAAUAUGAAAAGAUUUUUAAUGCACGUAGUAUUGCAAUUAAUUAAAGCCUACGUGCACGUGAUGUGAAGAGUUACCGAACAGAUUCCCGGCGGAGACUGAUGAGCAUCCCCUCCCCAGAGCUCCUGGUGUUUCUAUAGUAAUUCCAGCCAAUGAUCAGUUGGUGUCCGCAUCCCCAUCCUCCUCACCUCAGCACCAAUCAGCCACACACAGCGACAGGAGACAGCUCACCUCCGCGGACAACAGACUCAACCCGGACGCCAUCACCAACAUAAAGCUUCCCUUCUACUUUUCCUCGCGUGAGGAAUGGCGUCUCGUGCGUGCUGCUCGGGGUUUUUGUAGUGAUCCCUCGGCGUGUGUUUAUUGUGUGCUCAUCGCAGUAAUGUGCUGCUCUAGUGUCUGGAUUGUCUGCGGAGAGGAUAAACCGGGAUGGUAACGUCUUGAGUCUAACGAGCUUCACCUUGACAAAAAGCAACCGCCACCCUCCCCCCGAAUAUUUCUUGUGAGCGCUCGAAACUUUGCAGUCAUGUCUAAUCUUAACAAUGCACUCUGCAUCGAAAGCGGCCAGAGCACCGACGUGUCACUCUUGCAAAAGGAUAUUCUUCAGGACGGUGGAUUAAGCCAGCUGUUGGAUUACAAUGCGGAAAUGGAAAGGUACAGGUCGUUGGCAAACUUUUACAAAAGCAAUGGGGCAUUUCCACAGACUGCUAAGAUCGCCCGCAUAACCACACCGAUUUUUCCCAGCGCCAGAAUCGGCGUGUCCCCUUGGAACUGCGAUAACGGCAUGCUCUGGGGAAGGAAAUCAGCAGCAAUAAACCCUAAUAGGACCGGCAUGCAUAGAAACGACUCCCAAAGGCCGGGGAAACCUGGCGUGCCGCCAGAGACGCUGCAAAUGGCAAAUAAUAAUUUCCUCUCCAGCUUAUCCCCCGAACACUGCAGACCUUUAGCAGGAGAAUGCAUGAACAAGCUGAAAUGCGGUGCUGCCGAAGCAGAGAUAAUGAAUCUCCCGGAACGUGUUGGAACUUUUUCCGCUAUUCCGGCUUUAGGGGGCAUCUCAUUACCUCCCGGGGUCAUCGUCAUGACAGCCCUUCACUCCCCCGCAGCCUCAGCAGCCGUUACAGACAGUGCGUUUCAAAUUGCCAAUCUGGCAGACUGCCCACAGAAUAAUUCCUCCGCAUCCAGCGGGAACCCGGCGAAAAAGAAAAGGAAAAGGUGUGGGGUCUGCACGCCCUGCAGGAGGCUAAUCAACUGUGGAGUGUGCAGCAGUUGUCGGAACCGUAAGACGGGCCACCAGAUCUGCAAGUUUCGGAAAUGCGAGGAGCUCAAAAAGAAGCCUGGCUCAUUGCUAGAGAGAACGCCGGUAAACACCGGGGAAGCGUUUCGAUGGUUCUUUUAGGACUCUGAAUCAAGGGACAUCAUAUGCAGUAAUGACACAGACUGACCACAAAAAGAACUCGCAGGGACACAAAAAGCCCAGACUGUGGAUGAGAGACGGCGGGACAAAAAAACAAAGCAAACUUUGUCAUUUUAUUUCCUGUGUAAUUAUUAUUGUACUUUUGGCAGCAUCGUUAUGUAUAUUUUUCAGUGUCUGUCAAUGUGUUUUAGUGUCUUGGCUGUGCAAGUUGCAGCCCUUCUUGUAAAGAACCGAGUAGACAAUCAUUAAAAACAGGAGAGAAUAAUGUCAGCCAGUGGAUUAAUGGCCAAUGCGAUCACAAACCUCUUUGAAACACAAAACAUAUGUUUAGAUCUGGAGCAAUAAUCAUAAAAGUAAUUGUUUUCUGCCAUCAUAUCCCAAGCUUUCUAUGGAAUGAUCAUAAGAAUACCUCUUUUCACUUAAACCCACAAAUUCGAGAGGACACGUUGUGACCUCCAUUAUUAAUGUGACGUUUCGUAUUUGCACACAGUAAACAAAAGCCAGUACGUUUCUGUGUUGAUUUCGUGUGGCAUAUUGCAGAGCAGGGCACAUUAGCUUGUUGUGUGCUUUUAAAAGUCCAGUAACACUGAGAGAAGGUGCUUUGAGGUUGUUUGUAUAGUCUCACAAAGUUUGAUUGGAUUCCAUUUAGUUUUGGUUGAAACUGUUUUAAAAGCUGCCCAAAGGUAGAGAACCAGUAAAGAACUUUCGUGAACAUCACCGUAAGAUUUGUGACUUGCAUUUUUAAUUCUCACUAAACAUUCCAAAAUGAGUUAUCCAAUAAGUUGCUCAUCGUCUUUACCCUAAUGUUGCAUGUGUAAAUGUGUUUUUGUUUUGAAGAUAACUAAAAAUUUGUAUAUUGUUGUUGUGAUGCUUUUACGUGUUAAAAUAAUAAAGGAAACAAAAAAAAUCGUAUGUGACGCCAGAUGAUAUUUUAAAUCACACAUAUACAGUUAAAUGUCAUAAUUAGUAUAUUUCUCAUCUUUUUCUUAUCCUAAUGCAGGCAUAUGAAUUUCCUGUCUCUGUGUAAUUGUAAUGCAAACCAUCACAAGGGAUAAAAAAAAAAGCGGGAAGAGAAUACAGGGGGAAAAAAGCAUUGUCAGUCCCAUCUUCCCCUAGAAUGUAAAAAUGUCACAUGGAAAAGAGAGUGGGUCCCAGAGGCGUUAAGCUUUAAAGAGAGACUGAAAUCCCAUGCGGCUCGUAAUGCGUGGAAAGGGUGUGUUUUGGGGGGAUGGAUGGAAUACUGAAGGCAGACGGGGAGACGGUGUUUGGGUAUAUCAGGCUUUGGAUAUUUCAUUUUUGAAGAUGCAGAAAAGGGAGCACAGGGAUUUUUUUUUUUCUUCUUGGAAACAAUUGAUGGGAAGCAUAACAUUAUUGAUAACUAAACACUAACACCUAGUUCCAAACUAACUAGCUAUUUUUCGGUGAUUACAUUAAAUUUCAAACUGCAACCCUGUUAUUAUCCACGUACAAAAUUAUGGUUACUUGUGAAUUUUGCAAUUUUGUCAGCCAUUUUUAAUGUUCCAAAUGAAAUACACAGUGUACAACUCAGUAUAUACAAACUGAACAAACCUGAAAAAAAAAAAAAUUAAAAUACAUGCUUGUGGCAGCGUUUCUGCAACAUAGAUAUUACGCAUUUCGCAGCAGUUUCAAAGUGAAAUAUCCAGUGUCAAAUGUUCCAACCCUAAGCCUACCUGAUAGCAUUAACAAAUGCAAAAGUGAUAGAAACUUCCUUUUACGUGGAUUUCAGCUGUUUUGUUAAACCGUGCAAUGCCGCAUCGUGUGAGCUACCAAGCAAACCUACUGUGCUUGAAAACUAUAGAUAUGAUGCUGAAUAUGUAACGCUAACAUCCUUUUUCAAAUCUCACAGCAUGUUAAAAUCAUUUUGAGGUCAUAAUAUGAUUUUGUGCAAGGAAUUGUGCAAAGAUAAGGCUUUCUUGAUUGAAACUCUGGCCCUGUAAAU
Messenger RNA from Cyprinus carpio (common carp), 3414 nucleotides. RefSeq names its product CXXC-type zinc finger protein 4-like. Gene Ontology annotation, molecular function: methyl-CpG binding; zinc ion binding. NCBI's taxonomy places the organism in Eukaryota, Metazoa, Chordata, Actinopteri, Cypriniformes, Cyprinidae. The record is from RefSeq and is a predicted model, not a curated record. Gene Ontology annotation, cellular component: nucleus.